AUGGCCACAACCGCCACUAAUAACACUGAUGAAAAUUAUGAUGUGUUCCUUAGCUUUGGUGGCGACACUCGCUACAAUUUUUCUAGUCACCUUCUUGGGGCAAUCAAAAGGCAACAUGUUAAUGCCUACGUUGAUUUCAAUCUGGAAAGAGGCAGUGAGAUCUCAUCGGCACUUGUUUCCGCAAUCCGAAAAGCCCCGGUUGCGGUUGUCAUUCUAACGGACCACACAGCUUCGUCCAAGUGGUGCUUGGACGAAGCUACGGAGAUAAUGGAAUGCAAGAGGACAAGAAAUCAGAUUGUGCUUCCAAUAUUUUAUCAUCUGGACCCCUCUGAUGUUAGGAAUCAAAGUGGAUGUUAUGGUGUGGCUUUUGAAGAGCAUAUGAAAAAGAAGGACUGCAUUGAAAAAGUUCCAACAUGGAGGGAGGCCUUGAAACAAAUGGCCAACCUGUCAGGCUGGCACUGCCUCGCUAACAUGAAUGAAUAUGAACUGGUUGAGAAUAUUGCUGAAGAUGUGAGAAAGAUAGUCCACAGUAACUGUUUGAAUGUAAACAGAGCAAAAGACGAAUUUGAAAGACAAAAGGACAUGCUUCGACAGCUCUACAAGAAAAAUCAAAUAACUUCGGAUCAAACUUUACAUGUAUGGGAGAUGGCAAAAAUUGCCAACUUGACCAAGGACAUUGGAAAGGCUUCAAAGCUGAGUGAAGAGAUCAAGAAGGUCAUUGAAGAGGGAAAAACUAGUAGGAAAGUGAUAGUAAAUUGA
Messenger RNA from Arachis duranensis, 759 nucleotides. RefSeq names its product disease resistance protein RPV1-like. The transcript is spliced from 4 exons. The record is from RefSeq and is a predicted model, not a curated record. Gene Ontology annotation, biological process: signal transduction. The coding region runs from base 1 to 759 and encodes 252 amino acids. NCBI's taxonomy places the organism in Eukaryota, Viridiplantae, Streptophyta, Magnoliopsida, Fabales, Fabaceae.